UGGGGCUUCGAGACCCGCACCGGCGAGCCGCCGCGCGGAGCUCCAGCCAUGGGCGCGGGGCGCGUGCCUGGGCUCUGCCUGGUCGUCCUACUGGUCCACGCCCGCGCCGCCCAGCACGGCAAAGCUGCGCAAGAUGUGGAUGAGUGUGUGGAGGGGACUGACAACUGCCACAUCGAUGCUAUCUGCCAGAACACCCCUCGGUCAUACAAGUGCAUCUGCAAGUCUGGCUACACGGGGGAUGGCAAACACUGCAAAGAUGUGGAUGAGUGCGAACGAGAGGACAAUGCAGGCUGCGUGCACGACUGCGUCAACAUCCCCGGUAACUACCGAUGCACCUGCUAUGAUGGAUUUCACCUGGCACAUGAUGGACACAACUGUCUGGAUGUGGAUGAAUGCGCCGAGGGCAAUGGCGGCUGUCAGCAGAGCUGUGUCAACAUGAUGGGCAGCUACGAGUGCCACUGCCGAGAAGGCUUCUUCCUCAGUGACAACCAGCACACCUGUAUCCAGCGGCCAGAAGAAGGAAUGAACUGCAUGAACAAGAACCACGGCUGUGCCCACAUUUGCCGGGAGACCCCCAAAGGGGGCAUUGCCUGUGAAUGCCGCCCUGGCUUUGAGCUCACCAAGAACCAACGGGACUGUAAAUUGACAUGCAACUAUGGUAAUGGCGGCUGCCAGCACACAUGCGAUGACACAGAGCAGGGUCCCCGCUGCGGCUGCCACAUCAAGUUUGUGCUCCACACUGACGGGAAGACAUGCAUCGGGGAAAGGCGGCUAGAGCAGCACAUCCCCACUCAGGCUGUCUCUAAUGAGACCUGUGCUGUCAACAACGGGGGCUGUGACAGUAAGUGCCAUGACGCAGCUACGGGUGUGCACUGCAGCUGCCCUGUGGGCUUCAUGCUGCAGCCAGACAGGAAGACCUGCAAAGACAUAGACGAGUGCCGCCUGAACAACGGGGGCUGUGACCACAUUUGCCGCAACACAGUGGGCAGCUUUGAAUGCAGCUGCAAGAAGGGCUACAAGCUUCUCAUCAACGAGAGGAACUGCCAGGAUAUAGAUGAGUGCUCCUUUGACCGAACCUGUGACCACAUAUGUGUCAACACGCCAGGAAGCUUCCAGUGCCUCUGCCAUCGCGGCUACCUGCUGUACGGUGUCACCCACUGUGGGGAUGUGGACGAGUGCAGCAUCAACCGGGGAGGCUGCCGCUUUGGCUGCGUCAACACUCCUGGCAGCUACCAGUGUACCUGUCCCGCGGGGCAGGGCCGGCUGCACUGGAACGGCAAGGACUGCACAGAGCCAGUGAAGUGCCAAGGCAGCCCUGGCGCCUCCAAAGCCAUGCUCAGCUGCAACCGGUCUGGCAAGAAGGACACCUGUGCCCUGACCUGCCCCUCCCGGGCCCGCUUUUUGCCAGAGUCUGAGAAUGGCUUCACGGUAAGCUGUGGCACCCCCAGCCCUAAGGCAGCUGCUGCCCGAGCUGGCCACCCCGGGAACAGCACCAGCUCCAGCCACUGCCAUGAGGCUGCAGUGCUGUUGGUUAAACAGCGGGCCUCCUUCAAGGUCAAGGAUGCCAAGUGUCGUCUGCACCUGCGGAACAAAGGCAAACUGGAGGAGGCCGGCAGAACCCCAGGGUCAGGUUCUGCCCCCUGCUCUGACUGCCAGGUCACCUUCAUCCACCUCAAGUGUGACUCCUCUCGGAAGGGCAAGGGCCGGCGGGCCCGUACCCCUCCAGGCAAGGAGGUCACCCGGCUUUCCCUGGAACUGGAAGCAGAGGUCAGAGCUGAAGAAACCACAGGUGGGACUGGGGACACCCCUGGGUGGAGGGCCAAAUGGGAGGGCAGCAGUGGAGAAACCACAGGUCUCGCAGCCCAGCUAAAGGACAGAGGCUGUGCAAGGGACAGAUGCUAUGUAACACAAGCCCAAGACCCUGUCCUCUUGCUGCCCAUGUCCACCCCCUGCCCUCGUACUCACACCACUCUCACUCUCCUUCCCAACACACAUCACCGUCCACCCCUAGCGAGUUGUGGGCUGCCCUGCCUGCGACAGCGGAUGGAGCGGCGACUCAAAGGGUCCCUGAAGAUGCUCAGAAAGUCCAUCAACCAGGACCGCUUCCUGCUGCGCCUGGCUGGCCUUGACUAUGAGCUGGCCCAUAAGCCAGGCCUGGGAGCUGGGGAGCGAGCGGAGCUGGUGGAGGUCUGCAGGCCCGGGCAGCACCGUGCUGGGGCCAAGUGUGUCAGCUGCCCGCAGGGAACGUAUUACCACGGCCAGACGGAGCAGUGUGUGCCAUGCCCGGCGGGCACCUUCCAGGAGAGAGAAGGGCAGCUCUCCUGCGACCUUUGCCCUGGGAGUGAUGCCCACGGGCCUCUUGGAGCCACCAACAUCACCACAUGUGCAGGUCAGUGCCCACCUGGUCAGCACUCUGCAGAUGGGUUUAGGCCCUGCCAGCCAUGCCCACGUGGCACCUAUCAACCCGAAGCAGGACGGACCCUGUGCUUCCCUUGUGGUGGGGGUCUCACAACCAAGCAUGAGGGGGCCCUCUCCUUCCAAGACUGUGACACCAAAGUCCAGUGCUCCCCAGGGCACUACUACAACACCAGCAUCCAUCGCUGCAUCCGUUGUGCCAUGGGCUCCUACCAGCCUGACUUCCGUCAGAACUUCUGCACCCGCUGUCCAGGAAACACAAGCACUGACUUUGACGGCUCCACCAGUGUGGCCCAGUGCAAGAACCGUCAGUGUGGUGGGGAGCUAGGUGAGUUCACUGGCUACAUCGAGUCCCCCAACUACCCGGGCAAUUACCCAGCCGGCGUGGAGUGCAUCUGGAACAUCAACCCCCCACCCAAGCGCAAGAUCCUUAUCGUGGUACCCGAGAUCUUCCUGCCAUCUGAGGACGAGUGUGGGGACGUCCUCGUCAUGAGAAAGAACUCCUCCCCAUCCUCCAUUACCACGUAUGAGACCUGCCAGACCUACGAGCGCCCGAUCGCUUUCACAGCACGGUCCAGGAAGCUCUGGAUUAACUUCAAGACUAGCGAGGCCAACAGCGCCCGCGGCUUCCAGAUUCCCUAUGUUACCUAUGACGAGGACUACGAGCAGCUGGUGGAAGACAUUGUGCGGGACGGCCGGCUCUAUGCCUCCGAAAACCACCAGGAGAUCUUAAAGGACAAGAAGCUCAUCAAGGCCUUCUUUGAGGUGCUGGCCCAUCCCCAGAACUACUUCAAGUACACAGAGAAACACAAGGAAAUGCUCCCAAAGUCCUUCAUCAAGCUGCUCCGCUCCAAAGUGUCCAGCUUCCUGAGGCCCUACAAAUAGUGCCCAUGUGCUGGGAGACCCAGCUUCUGGAGCCAUCAGACUCCUUAGCCCUCAGAGCUGGCAGCCCCUACCCUCAGACAAGGAACGAGUCCUCUCUUUCUUUCUGGAGGAAAAAUAUCACUACACAGACCAGGCACUCUCCCUUUCUGUUUUUCUAGUUUUUUUUUUUUUUUUUUUUUUUUUCUCUGUCUCUGUCUGUCUCUGUCUCUCUACUGAUUUCCUAUAUGCUUCCCAGAAAAGCCAUUCUGUGCUGGCUCUGCUGCCCCGAGGGGUGAAGGGACAGCAUUGCCCUCUCCCCCGCCCCUCUCACCGGCUCACUUGCUGCCCCAUCAGGGAAGGCUACUUGAGGUCCACGUAGGAAGUGGGUCCAUUAAGGAAUGGGGAAGGGGAGGAGGGGCUUCUGCCACUAUAGGGUUGUGCCUUGCUAGUGAGGAGCCAAAGAGUCCCCUGGCUGUGCUCCCCAGGGUGACCCUUAACAGUCCAGGGUUCUGCCAAAGACGCCUUUGACAUAUUGGCUUAAUGCCAGCACUGGUCUGCUGGGGCACACAGUUAACCUUCUUGUCUGUAUAGCUUCUCUCUUUCUUCCCCUACACGUCUGCCUGGGGUAGACUCCAUAAGGGUUUACAGAUGGCCCAUACUGCUGGGCUAGUGGACAUCGCGAAAUGAGGAAAAGCAGCGAGCAUUACCAUGCAUUGCUGUGACUCCCUGAGGAAGUAUAACUCUGCGGGACAGAAAACAGGUUUUAAAGCAUUGCUUUAAAAAAUAAAGAAAAAAAAAAAAAAAAAAAAGGAAAGGAAAGAGCAUCCAGAGGACUGAACUACAGAGCAAUUGUAAGCCACCUCAAACACUAAUCCCUUUUCUUCUCUUCCCCUGGCCCAGCCAUGCCUGCACCCCACCCCAGAGCUCCCUGGGGGAGCUCCACUCCCCUUGCUAAGUGCUAAGUGUUGCCCUUAGAAACCUGGCUAUUGACCUGAAGCCAGCCUGGGCCUCGCCCCACAGUCAUCUUCCCCUUGUCGCCCUAGGUGGCUCGUGGGGGGCCACCAAAGAGGACCCUGCUCUGCAGCCAGCCUGGAGCCACCUACCUCUGGCCUCAGGCUAUGGGCAGCAAGAGGAAUGUGUGCACUUGGCGAGCCUCCUGCCCACCCUGUCCACAUCUAAUAAGUGCAAUCAUUUGAGUCUUUCUGUGUUGUCUAGAGGGAGGGGUUUUUGUUUCCUUUUUCUCUGUUAGAACAACCUUAUUUAUAGCUGCCCAAGAGAGAAGAGUAUAUGUACAGAGUGAAAGAAUAUCAGUUCUGAAGCUCAUGAACCUUGAGUGCUGGAGCAUCUGAUCUGUCUGUUUCGUCUGUGGCCACUCAGACCUCUAGGACCCUUGGUGGGGCCAACCCAGGACUAUAGCUCAGAAGCAUCUGACACGGAGGACAGUGCUGUGGGGGACCUGGCAGAACAGGAAGGAGAGGGACGCAUUUGCGGAACAGUCCUGCCAUUGCUAUGCCUCUCUGCGGAUUCAGCACGAACCUCACAACCACAGGGGCUGAUGAGCUUGAUCAGUGAUUCUCCACUCCAAGAAGGGGAAGCCUCCACCUUCUCCCCGCCUUCAUCAUGUUUUCCCCAGUGUGCACAUGGAAGAGGACCGGGUCAGACCCCUGGUGAUGGGCUGACUCAAGCUCCUGAGGCCAAGCAAGGCUGUAGGAGCCAAGCGUGGGAUGGCUGCUGAGGUCCGAAGCUGGUUAAGGACCAAAUGUCUGCCUGACCUUGGCCAUUUCCCUCUUAUGGCUGGCUUCAAACCUGCCUCAACUACUGUUUUUCAGAAGCAAGAAUUGAGCUAGAGCAUAAAUCCUGCACACACUCCAGCCUAAUCCAACUGCUACCUGUAAAAUUCUUUUCCAUUUGCUCCUUCUAGUUCCCUGGAGCUGUAGUCCUUCUUAAAGGCCACCAGCUGACUCCUCAGGUCCAGGGCUACUGUUCUCCUAGGAGACUCACUGCUAAAGAAAGGAACUUGGGAUCACCUCUGGCCUCAGGCUUAGCAGUGGGUAGCAGAUGGCGCAGCUAGAUCCCCUCACAUCUGGGGGUGGAGGGUCUGCUACCUCUGUCUCUCUUGGUCAAAGAGGGCCACCACUGGCUGCAUCCAAGUAAAUGAAAUGGCCACUUCUUAGGAACUCUGCACUUGCCUAGAAGUGCUGUGAAAACUGCUUUGCAUCAACUUUGACCAUCUUAAUUCCUUACCAGAGAUUAGGAUAAACUUUCGGGUUCCUCUCUCCCAUGGCAUGUCUUUCUUGGGAACCCAGAUGAGUUGCUCCCAAGUCAUGCCCUCCAGGAUCUGGCUCCUCCUCACUCUCUUCCGUUCCUGCUGUACCACAGAUAGAUAUACUUCCUCCAAUGCUUAUUUCAUGGUCUGUGGGACCUGCAAGUCAGUGUCACAGUACGGAGCCUAUAGACUAUAGGUUUCUUAAUCAGAUCUUAGCAAGCAGGGACAAAUCUGCCAUUGUCCGCCACAUUUAAGUCAUCCAAGUUAGGGAUUAAGAAUCUAGGCGAAGCUGCUCUGACCCUAACGAGGGAACACCUGAGGCAUCACAUGAGGAACAGUUAUGUGGACAGAAUAGAGUCAAUACUCAGGGACUCUCUAGGGAUGUACAGGGCAAGUGAGAGUUUUUACCAGUGGAGGGAAAUGGGAAGAGGCACAUAGGGAUCCUUCAUGAACGAACUGACCCCGAAGCCUCCCUGCAGAAUGGUGUGUUUGUGGAGUAACAGAACUGUGAGCCCUCAUUCGAGUACCCAGCCUGCCCUGAUCCGAAUCUGGGAAUGGGAAAGCACUUCCUCAAGAGCCCCAAUGUCAAGUGACGCAUAUCAGAAAGGCACUUACAUCCUUAGCUCUACUCCUCUUAACUCUACUCCUCUUCCUGUAUCAUCAGACCAGGCCCAUCCCUAACUCAGGGAAUUCUCAGAGUCAGGAGAAAACUGACCAGCGCCUGGACUUGAGCAGCCACCCCAGGUCUAGAAAUCCCCAGAGCCUCAUCACUGAGCUCUGUCUGCUCCGACUUGGCCCGGAUGAUGCUCUGAAGACUAGGAUUUGUCCCAAGAGGUUAGUAAUAACCCAGUCCUGGUCUAGGGACCCAAUGAGCAUUUUUCCAUACAUGUAUGAGUGACUCUGGAAUGGACUAGGAGGUCACAUCUCAAUGUCAGAGAAUGUUACAGAGCAUUCAGAUGUUUGUAUUUGCUGCUUUACCUCAAUACAACAAGCCUCAAACGAGGGGAAGAGAAACAGUGCACCGCUGGCCAUCAGCAGAAAGUGAUACCUCCGUGGUUUUCUUCUCAAGCACAGCAAGAGAAAAGUGGAAGCAAACAUCAAAGGUCUCUUUCAAUUUGACCUGUUUCAAAGUUAGCACAUCCUGCCCUUGGGCCUUUCUCUGGACUAGGAAUUUCUUAAGAAAAUAUGUGAUGAGAGGAAAACAGAACCCCCAGGAAGGUGACUAGUUUAUCUAGGCAACACAGACUGUUGCAUUUUGGACAAACUAAAAACUGUCUUCUUCUGUGUGAGCUGAACUAAAGUUUCAGAGAAUAAUAUUUCCAUGCAGGAGGCUGUUUGGUUUUUUAAUCACAGAAGAAAUCUCAGAAAAAAAGAACUGUAUUUGUAUCUGCCUUCCACUGCUGCCAAUAGUGUAAACAUCUCCUUCACAACCAACAAUAAACAGCAAACGAUGCAGUUCAUAGAGUAUUUUGCACUUGGGGAAAAUAUGUAUCUGAACUUGUAAAAAGAAAUGUUUGGAUUUUGUAUUGUCUUUUUAUUAUUAUUAAAAUACUAAAUGAAA
Molecule: messenger RNA, 7106 nt
Organism: Cavia porcellus (domestic guinea pig)
Lineage: Eukaryota; Metazoa; Chordata; Mammalia; Rodentia; Caviidae
Gene: Scube3
Product: signal peptide, CUB domain and EGF like domain containing 3
Exons: 22
Coding region: 49-3300 (1083 amino acids)
Biological process (GO): signal transduction
Cellular component (GO): cell surface
Molecular function (GO): calcium ion binding
Source: RefSeq, a predicted model, not a curated record